Molecule: messenger RNA, 1894 nt
Organism: Lottia gigantea (owl limpet)
Lineage: Eukaryota; Metazoa; Mollusca; Gastropoda; Lottiidae
Exons: 4
Coding region: 76-498 (140 amino acids)
Biological process (GO): regulation of actin filament polymerization
Cellular component (GO): plasma membrane; cortical actin cytoskeleton; actin filament
Molecular function (GO): actin filament binding
Source: RefSeq, a predicted model, not a curated record
GCGUUUUAUCGCUAACCACCAAAGCUCUCAGACGGUCACAAAUAUUUCAUUUUUCAUCAAGUUAACUUAUUUAAAAUGUCUAUCGGGGAUACAGAAUCUUUACGAGACGCUUACGAAGAAGUUCGAUCUGAUAAAACCGACACUAAUUGGGCUGUAUUAAAGUAUGAUGGCAAUACUAUUGUGUUAGAAGAUACAGGAACUGACUUUGGUGAUUUUAAAAGUCGAUUUACAGAUGAUGAAAGAAAGUAUGGGUAUUUGAGAGUUGUCACUGGUGAUGAAUUAAGUAAAAGAAGUAAAUUUGUGUUUAUAGCAUGGUGUGGUAAUGAUAUUUCUGCUAUAAAAAAGGCUAGAUUGGGUACAGAUAAAGCACAUGUUAAAAAUAUAAUGAGUAACUUUGCUAUAGAAUUACUAGUAUCAGAACAUGAGGAAUUAGAAGAAGAACAAAUAUUACAGGCUGUACGUAAAGCUGGUGGAGCUAAUUAUGGUACAGGACAAUAAUGAUGGUUUUUAUAAUUAUUUAUCACAAUUAAUUUAGUCAAUUUCAUCUUCUCCACAAAUUUCAUUUUGAAUUAUGUAAAAGGUAACAGAAAUUUGGGAAGGACAAACAGGCUAAAUAAUUUUUUUUAAAAAACUGAUAACUAUUCUUAAUUAAAUCUAUGCAGAAAUUAACCAAUAUUUUGUGUCUUUUGCAAAAAUGUAAACUUAAAACCUUCUCAAAUGUUUUCAUUAUAAAUCAACCAUGGCCAAGUUUAAAAUUGCUUUCAACCACAAUACUCUAUGAGCUAUAGGAUUAAUGGUAUUAUGGUGGAGAUGUUUGAUACAAUUCAGUAUUGUGUUUGAUGUGUUAAUAUUGACAAAUUCAGGACAAUACUCUCAUUAACUCAUGAUGAGAAAAACACAAACAAUUCAUUAUUUCAACUGUAUUUUCACACCAUCAUGAUUGUGUGUAUUUGCUCAGAUACUCAAUAGUGUUCAUUUGUAAAAAUUAUUAUUUUAAUUAAUUACAUUCCAGGAAGUAAUUUAUGAAUAUCACAUUAGACUAUAUUGAAUUGUAGUCUAUAUAAAAUCUAAAUAAUGUGUUUGUCAUGACAAACAUCAAUGUUUUGUCUGCCAGUUGCUUAGCCUUCCCCAUGUUUACAAUGUCAAGAUAUUAUGAACUUCGACUUACUUUGGCUGCAAUAGCAAACUUUCUUAUAUCACAGAUCUUUAUGAAUGCAGGGAUUUGAUUGGAUGUAUGCUAGCGAAUACAGUCAAUCAGAGGUCUCUGCAGAAAGUCUGUAAAUAAUAAGCUGUAACAUUUACAGUCUUUCUCUCAAGGGGUCUGAUGGACUGUAUUUGAUGGCAUACAAUUGAAAUAAAUGGACGCAUUUCUUGACACAAGAAAUGUGUAUCACAGUCAAGAUAUAAGACAAGGUUUGUAAUAUCUUGACUUUGUGAAGAUGAGCUAACCUUGAUUGGUUUAUUCCAGAUAUAUGCCUGUUUUCAGUAAUUUACAUAUUUGGUAUGUAAUAAUUAGAUUUGACCAAAAUACUAAAAUGUGCCUUAUCCCUUUCAAAAUCAGGCCUUUCUUAUUUUUGUCCAAAGUAUUAUGUCAUAUAUCAUUGAGUAUGAACGACUCUAGGCCUAUACAAAUAUUGCAAUUAUGGCCUACUAACAUGAAAUUGGUUGUUAUUGAAAUGAUGGUUUUAAUUUAGUUCAUCUUGAAGAAUAAUACUCCUUUAUAUUUGAACAGUAUAUCGAUAUAAGUUGUCAAUGUGAUCUCUUACACAUUUAUUUCAUAAUUUUCAAGUUGUUGAUAUUCGGAACAUUUAUAUAGACUAGCAAUAUGUCCUUGAUGAUAUAAUUUUUAAUUGUAAUACAUAUACCCUGAUUUGUUGAAUAAAUAUUUUCAAGU